Molecule: messenger RNA, 1223 nt
Organism: Drosophila kikkawai
Lineage: Eukaryota; Metazoa; Arthropoda; Insecta; Diptera; Drosophilidae
Product: CUE domain-containing protein 1
Molecular function (GO): ubiquitin binding
Source: RefSeq, a predicted model, not a curated record
CACACUGUGUCAGCGCCCGUUGAUCUGUGGGGGGGCGACGAAAAAUAAAAAUAAUAAGAAUCAUGUCGACGCUGCAACUGGAAUUUUCACAGGCCAUGGCCGACUUCAAGAAGAUGUUCCCGGACAUUGACCGUGAGGUGAUUGAGGCCAUACUGCGCGCCAACUUGGGUGCCGUGGACCAGACAAUUGACGCCCUGCUAGCCAUGUCCAUUGACAAUCAGAACGAGAAACUGCGCAAUGAACUGGAUGCUAAUGUCUCGCCCCAGCAGAGCCUCAUCAACCUGAACGACUCGGACAAAGACCUGCGGCGCACGGGCCAGCUGGUGGACACCACUGAUGGCGCGGAGACAGGAGGAGCUACUGCUGCUGCUGUGGCCCCGGGCCUGCUGACCACCACAGCGGGCGCCUCCCCAAAUCACCACAAUACAGGCGCCUCACCCAAACAGCGUCCACUGGGUUCGGCCAGCAAGGUGAACAGCCAGAAUAAUACGCCCACAAAGCAGCGCACAAAUCGCCGCUGGAAUCCGCCGAUACUGGGCCCAUUGCCAGCGGGCUUUCUGCGCAUUACCCCGGCUCCCGGGCAGCAGGAUUUCGAAUUGCCGGACGAACAGUUCGCCUUGAUGCUGCAGAACGAGGAGUUUAUGAAUCAGCUGCGCUGGAAUCAGGACUUUAUGAAUGCUUUGGAGAAAGAGCAGAGCGGCAAGGCCAAGGGCGAGGAUGAUGCCAACUUCCAAGAGCGACUAAAGAACAUGGGGAAGAUGUCGCGCAAGAAAUUCCUGCAGAUGGCAAGGGUCUUUACCUGGCAGCGUAACAAAAAGGUGACCACGGCCAAGCAGAUUGAUUCCUUGCCGCUGCGGGAAGAGCCCAGCGACGACGAGGAUCAUCACCAUCACCAACACCAGCAGCAGCAGCAGGCGAGCCAGCAGCAGCAGUCCAGCAGCCAGCAGCAGGGCCAACUACAGCUGCGCAAGUGAAACUAUGGAUGCGGGUCCGGCGCUGCUUUGUUAUCUUAUCUCAAUGGCCAUAACGUGACGAUCACGUGCGCUGCUAGUAAUCUCUGCUAAGACGAACCCCAGACACCCCCCAAGUAAUCUCUCCAAGCAAAGAACGAAAUCUCCCAACCUAAUCUCAAAGCGAAACGAUUGUAUUACCCUAUAGUUUUUAACCUUAAGUGCAAUUUCAAAACCUCCCGUGCAAUAUUUCUGAACCCCUUAAAUUUUUAA